GCUAAAUGUAGUGAAGCUAUUGCAUACGGUUCUUUCUUCUUUCAUCCUGGAACAGAACUGCUGGGACAUUAACAGGGCCAGGAGUUUGCUGUUUGUAGAACUCGGUUGCAGUUUAAGACAGAAAAAUAAAUCUGGUCAUCAAAACAUUGAAAGAAGUUCAGAAGAUCAUCUGUUGAGCCAUCAUGUUUGGACUGGGUAGAUCAAGUUCCUUCCCGGCUGGAGUCCACCUCCUUAUCCUUGUGCCUAUUCUCUAUAAUGUCGUAACAAUCCAUGGUGAAAUCUCACCAGAUGACCCUUCAAACCAUACAGAUCCAUGUACUGGCACCUACUAUUGCAAGGAGGGUGUCAUUUUACCUAUUUGGAGACCACAGAACCCUGCUUUUGGUGACAAAAUAGCUAGAGCUACAGUAUAUUUUGUUGCAAUGGUCUACAUGUUCUUAGGAGUAUCUAUUAUAGCUGAUAGAUUCAUGUCCUCCAUUGAAGUCAUAACUUCUCAGGAAAAGGAAAUCACUAUCAAGAAGCCCAAUGGCGAAACAACAAAGGCAACAGUUAGAGUAUGGAAUGAGACUGUUUCCAAUCUGACACUCAUGGCUCUUGGAUCAUCUGCUCCUGAAAUUCUACUAUCUGUAAUUGAAGUUUGUGGGCACAAUUUUCAAGCUGGAGACCUCGGCCCUAGUACCAUUGUAGGAAGUGCUGCUUUUAAUAUGUUCAUCAUCAUUGCACUUUGUGUUUACGUGGUACCUGAUGGGGAAACAAGGAGGAUAAAACAUUUGCGAGUGUUCUUUGUUACUGCAGCCUGGAGCAUUUUUGCAUAUACUUGGUUGUAUAUUAUCUUAUCUGUUUUUUCACCUGGUGUUGUCGAGGUCUGGGAAAGCUUACUUACCUUCUUUUUCUUUCCAAUUUGCGUCAUGUUUGCUUGGAUAGCAGAUAGAAGGCUCUUGUUUUACAAAUAUGUUUAUAAAAGGUACAGAGCUGGAAAGCAAAGGGGAAUGAUAAUUGAAACAGAGGGAGAUAGACCUCAAUCCAAGGCAGAUAUUGAAAUGGAUGGAAAAGUUCUUAAUUCCCAUACAGAGCACUUUCUCGAUGGUUCAUUAGUCCUUGAAGUAGAUGAGAAAGAUCAAGAUGAUGAUGAAGCAAGAAGAGAUAUGGCUAGAAUCUUGAAGGAGCUGAAACAAAAACACCCUGACAAAGAAAUGGAACAACUUAUAGAGCUUGCUAACUAUCAAGUCUUGAGUCAACAGCAAAAGAGUAGGGCAUUUUAUCGAAUUCAAGCCACUCGCUUGAUGACUGGUGCUGGCAAUAUACUGAAGAGGCAUGCAGCAGAUCAAGCACGAAAAGCAGUCAGCAUGCAUGAGGUGAAUCAUGAAAUCAUUGAAAAUGACCCUGUCAGCAAAAUAUUUUUUGACCAAGGUACUUACCAGUGUUUAGAGAACUGUGGCACAGUGGCCCUAACCAUUGUUCGACGUGGAGGUGAUCUGACCAAUACAGUGUUUGUGGACUUCAGAACAGAAGAUGGCACUGCCAAUGCUGGUUCAGAUUAUGAGUUCACUGAAGGGACUGUUGUUUUUAAGCCAGGCGAAACGCAGAAGGAAAUUCGAGUUGGCAUUAUUGAUGAUGAUAUCUUUGAAGAAGAUGAAAACUUUCUCGUCCAUCUUAGCAAUGUUCGAGUGAAUUCAGAAACCACAGAAUUGAAUCUUGACUCCAACCAUAUUGCAUCUGUUGCAUGCCUAGGGUCACCUUUUACAACAACAGUUACCAUAUUUGAUGAUGACCAUGCUGGCAUCUUCACUUUUGAAGAGCAAGUAACACAUGUAAGUGAGAGUGUUGGUACCAUGGAAGUUAAAGUACUAAGAACAUCCGGAGCUCGAGGAACUGUUAUUGUACCCUAUAAAACUGUUGAAGGUACAGCCAGAGGUGGAGGAGAAGAUUUUGAAGACACAUGUGGCCAGUUGGAGUUCCAGAAUGAUGAGAUUGUCAAAACCAUAUCAGUGAAAAUAAUUGAUGAUGAGGAAUAUGAGAAAAACAAGACCUUCUUCCUAGAGAUUGGGGAACCCCGUCUGGUGGAGAUGAGUGAGAAGAAAGCCCUGUUAUUGAAUGAGCUUGGUGAUUUUACCAUCACAGGGAAAAUAUUAUAUGGUCAGCCGUUUAAUGACAGUCACAAUGUAAUGGGAAAACCUGUCUACAGAAAGGUUCAGACUAGAGAACAUCCUUUACCAUCUACAGUAAUCAACUUUACAGCUCCCAUAGAGGCUGGGCCAGUGAUAUACGAGGAGAAUGAAGAGAAACAUCCUUUAACAAGUAAAGAGGAGGAGGAGCGCCGUAUUGCGGAAAUGGGACGGCCUGUCCUUGGAGAGCACACAAAACUUGAAAUAAUUAUUGAAGAAUCAUAUGAGUUCAAGAGUACUGUGGACAAACUCAUUAAAAAGACAAACCUUGCCCUUGUGGUUGGAACUAACAGCUGGAGAGAGCAGUUCAUUGAAGCUAUCACUGUCAGUGCUGGAGAAGAUGAUGAUGACGAUGAGUGUGGAGAAGAGAAGCUUCCAUCCUGUUUUGAUUACGUGAUGCAUUUCCUGACCGUGUUCUGGAAAGUUCUUUUCGCUUUUGUGCCACCCACGGAGUACUGGAAUGGUUGGGCCUGCUUUAUUGUAUCUAUUACUAUGAUUGGUCUGCUAACAGCCUUCAUCGGGGAUUUAGCUUCACAUUUUGGCUGCACCAUUGGAUUGAAGGAUUCUGUCACUGCCGUAGUGUUUGUUGCCCUAGGAACUUCAGUGCCAGAUACCUUUGCAAGCAAAGUAGCUGCUACCCAAGAUCAAUAUGCUGAUGCCUCCAUAGGUAACGUCACUGGUAGCAACGCUGUGAAUGUUUUCCUUGGGAUCGGAGUAGCUUGGUCUAUUGCUGCCAUUUACCAUGCAGCCAAUGGAGAUGAGUUCAGAGUUCAACCUGGCACACUAGCUUUCUCCGUCACCCUCUUCACCAUUUUUGCUUUUGUAAACGUUGGUGUCCUCUUGUACCGACGGCGACCUGAAAUCGGUGGUGAGCUGGGCGGGCCACGGACUGCCAAGCUUCUUACAACAGCUCUAUUUACUCUGCUAUGGCUCUUGUACAUUCUCUUCUCAUCUCUUGAGGCCUACUGCCACAUACAGGGCUUCUAAAGACACACUCUAA
This is a messenger RNA of Pelobates fuscus (common spadefoot toad), 3165 nucleotides long. Its product is annotated as sodium/calcium exchanger 1. Gene Ontology annotation, cellular component: sarcolemma; postsynapse; axon. The coding region runs from base 183 to 3152 and encodes 989 amino acids. NCBI's taxonomy places the organism in Eukaryota, Metazoa, Chordata, Amphibia, Anura, Pelobatidae. The transcript is spliced from 14 exons. The record is from RefSeq and is a predicted model, not a curated record. Gene Ontology annotation, biological process: calcium ion import across plasma membrane; sodium ion transmembrane transport; cell communication. Gene Ontology annotation, molecular function: calcium:sodium antiporter activity.